This is a messenger RNA of Culicoides brevitarsis, 6654 nucleotides long. RefSeq names its product Ca(2+)/calmodulin-responsive adenylate cyclase (gene rut). Gene Ontology annotation, biological process: cAMP biosynthetic process; intracellular signal transduction; adenylate cyclase-activating G protein-coupled receptor signaling pathway. Bases 697 to 5937 code for a protein of 1746 amino acids. The record is from RefSeq and is a predicted model, not a curated record. The transcript has 18 exons. Gene Ontology annotation, molecular function: adenylate cyclase activity. Gene Ontology annotation, cellular component: plasma membrane. Lineage: Eukaryota; Metazoa; Arthropoda; Insecta; Diptera; Ceratopogonidae.
GGAGACACGGAAAAUCAGUUCCUCCUGCAAAUCAUGUACCGUUCACUUGUAAAAAUCGUCUAAAAAUCAAAACAAAAUGUCACACGAACCGCGUAACAUCGGCUUUUAGUGCAUUUCAGUGAAAAAUCAAGAGAAAUCGACAAAAACAAGACUUUUGACAAACAAAACAAGAACUUUCCUUCGGGAACACUACAAAGAAUUUUAUCUCAUUCUCACUUUCAUUACCAAAUACACACUCACACACACGAAAAAAAGUUAACUAAAAGUGCUAUCGAUUCGAUAUUUAACAAAAAAAAAAAAAGUUCUUGCAAAUUCUUACGCAAUUGCUAGUUCCAAUAACAAAAAAGAGUGAAAUGUAAGAAAGAAAAAUCAAUCCGGCCAAAAUAUUGAGCUGGCGUGAAAACAACUUCUAAGAAGUCAAGUGCUGGAAAAUAAACAAAAAAAAAAGAUUGGUUUCAAUCAACAAGCAAUUUUAGCCGAAAGAAUUUUUAGUGAAAAAUCAAUUAAACGUUACUCCUUGUGUAAAUAAACCAAGUGGAAAAUGUACAAAGUUUAAAUUCUAAUUGGAUUAUUACCGAACUGGAUACAAAAAAAAAGAGUGAAGGAAUUUUUAUCGCUGCACAUGUGAUCAACAAAACGGUGUCGCGCAUGAAAGAGUAAAACGAAAGUCGGGAAUUUUUUUUUGUGUUUAGUACUAUGGAUUAUGCUGUGAAGGCAGCGCGCGGUCGUUUUUGGAACAGAUGGAAUAGAUUGCGCUUCGAAAGUGACGAGCUAGAAUGUCUCUAUCAGCGAUAUACGCUCAAGUUGCAACGCUUCUCCGUGAUGGGAGUGCUGGCGUUGAUUGUUGUGCUCAGUGGCGUCAUGGCAGCUCUGAGUUUGGGAUACAAUCAGGCACCAACGCUGCAUAAUGUCUUCAACUCAAUUUUAUGUCUUCUGUUUUCAAUACUUCUCGCUCUCGUGCAAUUUCGCGUUAUCCGAGACUCAUAUCUUCCUGUUUUGUGUUAUGGCAUCAUGUUUUGCAUGGCUGCCUUUUGUUUUAUCUCGAUGCCAACUGUGGGAAAUAUUUUUCCGGUAGAUACGAGAGAUGUAAUGGCUGAAGGUGUUUGGCAAAUAGCGUUCGCGAUAUUCCUCACCUACACAAUGUUGCCGCUGCAAAUCUGGGAAGCCGUUUGUUUCGGCACUCUCCUGCCCACCGUGCACAUCAGCGUCACGAGCUACAACAUCAUCAUCGGGAAAUUCCAGCAAUUCAUCUACCAGCAACUCGUGGCGAACAUUUUCAUGUUUGUCGGCGUCAACGUUGUCGGUCUCGUGGUAAAUGUCAUGAUGGAACGAGCACAACGUCGCGCCUUCCUCGAUACGCGCAACUGCAUCGCGGCACGUCUCGACAUGGAAGACGAGAACGAGAAGCUCGAACGUUUGCUGUUGUCGGUGUUGCCGCAACACGUGGCAAUGGAGAUGAAAAAUGACAUUUUGUCGCCCGUCGAAGGACAAUUCCACAAAAUUUACAUACAAAAACACGAAAAUGUGAGUAUCUUGUUUGCCGAUAUCGUGGGUUUUACGGUGCUGGCGUCGCAAUGCAGUGCGCAGGAGCUCGUACGGUUGCUAAACGAGCUUUUUGGCCGCUUUGAUCAACUCGCGAACGACAAUCACUGCUUGCGCAUCAAGAUUCUCGGGGAUUGUUAUUAUUGUGUGUCGGGUAUUCCGGAUCCGAGACCCGAUCAUGCACGAUGCACCGUCGAAAUGGGACUCGAUAUGAUAGAUGCCAUUGCCUCCGUCGUCGAAGCAACCGACGUCAGUCUGAAUAUGCGCGUGGGAAUCCACACGGGACGUGUUUUGUGUGGCGUUCUCGGACUAAGAAAAUGGCAAUUUGAUGUGUGGUCAAAUGAUGUCACGAUGGCAAAUCACAUGGAAUCAGGCGGCGAACCGGGACGAGUGCACGUGACAAGAGCCACUCUCGACGCUCUCGGAGGCGAAUAUGAAGUAGAAGCGGGACAUGGUGACACGAGAGAUGCCUAUUUGAGAGACCAUAACGUCGACACGUACUUUAUAGUUCCUCCAGCACACAGAAGAAAACCUCUAAUGCUCAACACAUUAGGAGUGAGAUCCGCUCUGGGCGUCGCAAAUCGUCGAAAAUUAUCAUUUCGCAAUGUCUCGAAUGUUGUCGUCCAGUUGCUGCACACGAUAAAAUAUUCAGUUCCUGUUCCCUUUUCGAAUGUGGUUCAACCCUAUCCAGGCAGCAGCUCAUCGGGCGGCUCAGGAGGCGUUUUUAUUGACAAAAAUGCUCGAAAAGUGUCAUAUUUGACAAAAGUUCUUCAUGCUGGUCCUCCGACACCAAAUGGUGCCGUAAGUGAGGCAUCUUCGUCGCAACAAACGCAAGAACGAACAAAACGAACGAAGAAAAACAACGUCACGGAAAAAUUCAAAAGACCGUUUAAGAAGAGACAUUCGAGUGUUUAUCAUCAACCGACAAAUCGAGUGAAUAAAUUUUUGUCACAAGCGAUCGAGGCACGUAGCAUUGACCGUGAAAAGUCGGUGCAUGUGAAUCAGUUCACGCUGCGGUUCCGCGAAAAGGAGAAGGAGCGUUUGUAUCAUCAGGAUUUCGAUCUCGGGUUCACUUGUAGCAUCCUGUGUAGCUUUUUCCUGCUGAUUCUGAGUGUUGGAUUGCAAGUUUCUGCUUUGCCUCGUACCCUAAUUUUAUUGCUACUAUUUUUAACCGCAUUUAUUUGGAUAAGUGCUAUAUUGAUGCUCCUGCUAGCUGCUAGGUUGAAAUGGAUCGUGUGGGAUGUAUCGCAAAGCUUUUCACUUCGCUUGGCAAUUACCGUGUUCACCAUCGUGCUCCUCUACUCGGUCGGACAAGUUAAUGUGUUUACAUGUCUCUCGGAUCAUCCGUGCAACACAAAUUUCACGACAAAACCACCGACGAUGUCGCCCUUGACAAUUAUCAAUGACGGCUACAAGGAUGGCGAUUUCAUGCGGAGCGGCGGCGGCAGCAACUCCAACUUGUUCAAUGGACAUCACUUUGCCACGAAUAACGGCAGUCAUCGAAAGUGCGCGUUGCCACAGUACAUUGCACUGAGUGCUACUUUUGCAUUUUUAUCUGUGUCACUAUUUUUAAGGCUGCCAAUCAUUAUUAAAACAUUAUUGGUUACUUUGAUGGCAUUAAUUUACUCGCUUUUUAUUGAAAUUUCACACGAUCAUGUAUUUGACUGUUACGACAAACGUGUUGAAUCUACAAUCCCACUGCAUUUAAUCUCGCUCGCUCGCAUUGUAAUCUUCAUGAUAGCAAUUUUAGCUCAUGCCCGACAAGUUGAGUGGACGGCGCGUCUCGAUUUUCUCUGGCAGUUGCAAGCGUCGCAGGAAAAACGUGAAAUGGCGGUGUUGCAACAGUCGAAUAAGCGAAUUUUGUACAAUUUAUUGCCUGCUCACGUUGCUGCGCAUUUCCUCGAUGACCAAUUUCGGAAUAAUAUGGGAACGCUGGGACAGGAUUUGUACUAUCAGAGUUACAGCAAAGUUGGUGUAAUUUUCGCAUCGGUGCCGAAUUUCCAUGAAUUCUAUACCGAACUGGAUGGAUCGAAUCAGGGAGUAGAAUGUCUAAGGUUGUUAAAUGAAAUUAUCGCGGAUUUUGAUGAGCUUUUGUGUGAGGAACGUUUUUCCAUGAUUGAUAAAAUUAAGACUAUCGGUUCGACAUAUAUGGCUGCUAUUGGCUUGAUUCCGGACCACAAAAUGAUCCCGACUGACCCAAAUUCAACGAGAAGACUGAUGACAGCGUUGAUGGAAUUUAUCAAGGCCAUGCGUGCAACACUUAAAAAUAUCAACGAUAAUUCGUACAACAAUUUUAUGCUGCGAGUGGGAGUAAAUUGUGGUCCAGCGGUUGCUGGCGUCAUUGGCGCUCGAAAACCUCAGUACGAUAUAUGGGGAAAUACGGUGAAUGUGGCAUCGCGGAUGGAUUCGACGGGCAUCCCGGGAUAUACGCAAGUCACGCAGGAGGUGGUUGAUAGUUUGCAGGGAUCUCAUUUUGAAUUUCGCUGUCGCGGUCAAAUCAAAGUCAAAGGAAAAGGCGACAUGGUUACUUACUUUUUCGUCGAUAACAUUGCUGGCGAAAUCCGAGGCACAAUGCCGCCCAAUAUUCUGCAAAAUUACCCGAUUGUCAAAGCAUCCGAGAUCCGAAACAGCAAUUCAAACAAUUUCCCUCCAGAAAACGGCAAAAAUUCGAAUCCGGGCAUGAUCAAAUCUCGCAGCGACGAAAAAUAUCACAACUACAACAGCGACUAUCCCGUUCGCUAUCCAAAUAACGGCGUUCAAACGCCCAACGGGAUGUCAAAUGGUCAUUACUUGUCCGCCGUGCCGCAUCGCAGCUACCAAAACUUCAAUAUCACCGAAAAUCCGCACAUGUCGCCCUCGACGCCGUUGUUGCAGCAGGAAAUGUACCAAAAUAAUCAGCAACAACCGCAGCAACAGCAACAACAACGUCAUCGUCAACAAAUGAACGGUUGCUACGAAGACGAGCCCCUUUUGCAUAAUCCCGUGAUGAUGUCGAACAACGUUCGGCAACACAAUCCACCGAAAUACGAGGCGCCCAAAUAUGCGGCAAUUCCGUCGCACGUGCGUCAAGUGUACCAGCAACAGCAUCAGGCACACAAUCAAGUCGCCGCAGACCCGAAACCGCCCAUGUUGCGCGUUUACAUGAAACCGUUGCCAAAAUUGCCGCAAGAUGACAGCCGGGACAUGUCAUCGACAGACGAUUUGAGUUCGCGACCCCAUUCGCCGAGCAUGAGCUCUUCCGACGAGAGUUAUUCGAAGACGACGGAGAACGACGAAGGCACAGAUUCGCCAUUGCCGCCUCCGAAUCAAAUUCUCCGGGCGCAAAAUCCCCUCCAAUGGCUUUAUCCGGGCGACAUUCAAGUCGAUCCAACAAUUUCGCCCAAAUUGAGUCCCAUCGAGAUGUCAAAUUUGCGAGAAUUUGAAAUUAGUUCGACUACUGAGAGUGCCGCGGCAUCCACAGUCCCCAAUAAAGGCGAAUCCUGCAACAGUUUCGAGUAUUUGAACGAUCGUGGUUACCCCAAGUCGCCAUUUGAGCGUGAAAUUCAGCGAUUACUCGAGUCCUCGAAUCGCAAUUCGGCUCAUAACAACGCACAAGAAGUCUCGGUGACACAAAGCGGGGCCCAAAUCACGAACGGCAACAAAACCAGUGGCAGCAGUAACAGCGGAGGCUCCAGCAACAAUGGGCAAAGUCGCGAAAAUCUCGAUGCCGCGUCAGACAAACCAAAAAUUACCAAUCAAUCGAUACUUAUGUGCGGCUUGGAAGCCAUCAGGGAAAUUACGCGCAACAAAAACCCCUCGGAAUCGAGUCAAAUGCAGACUUCCGACACGGAAUCCUGCGAAAUUAUCAACGAUUUGCGGGGUGUGCGGAACGAAACGAACUCCAAUAAUGUCACGGCGUUGGGAAAGAGUUUUUUGGUGCGAAAGGAAAGUUUGAAAAGUUCGGAAGGCGGCGCAGAUACGGACGAUAAUGAGCUGAUUGAAGACGAUAUUCAUCAGAAUUACAUCAGUGACGCGCUGAAAUACGGUGCUGGGCAUCAAAGUGUGAAUUCGAAUCCCGUGGAAUCGCAGUCUGAAUGGAGCGAUGAUGAAAUUCGAGAGGAAGCGACUGGCGGCGCUGAAAGUACUGGCUACAUCACCGACGAACAAGGCUUGGAAAAUGUUUCGUUGCUCAACGAAGCUGGACUGACAGAUGCCGAGGGAGCUCUGAGUGACGUCAAUUCCUUGUAUAACGCUCCCGACGUGGACGAUACCUCGAUUUCGAGUCGUGCCAGUAGUCGAUUGCUCAGUCUCGACUCGUUGAGUGGACUUUAUGACUGCGAAGUGGAUUCGAAGCAUGAGAUGGCGAUCGUUAAUGCGUCUCACAAAAUCACCAAGAACUUUGGACCGCAGAGUUAGACAGCCGAAGAAUCAUCACGUAGUUUUUAAUUAAUUUAUUUUUUAAAUGUAGGUGUGAAAAUGAGAAAGAAUUUUAACCGUUAACGUAGAAAUCUUUUGAUUUUUUAGAACAAAACACUGACAAAAAAAAAUUUUACAUGUUUUAUGAAUUAAUUAAUAGGUGUGUUGUUCCCAAAAAAAAAAAAAAAAAUAAUAAAAAUCCAAAAAAUAGAAAAAAGCAUUUUGGAUCAUAAAUAAAUGUAUUUGCACAAAAAAAAUAUUAUCAAAAAAAUAUCCAACGAAAUAUUUUUAAAAAGGCACAAUUAUUUUUUCGACGUUAUUAAUAUGUAUUAUUGGACGUUCUAUGAACGCUAAACCAAAAAAAAAAAAAUAUUGCACCCAUAUAAAAAUAUCACCAAUUAAUAUUGAGAAAGAGAAGAGCGCUUCAAAUAUGUUUCAAAAAAUGCGUGUUUAAAAAAAUUAUUUUAAAAUCUCAUUGUGAUAAUUAAAUAUAAAUAAAUAAAAAAAAAAAUAUUAUUAAAAUUAAUUCUUAAAAAAAAAAAUAAAAAAACGCCAUGACAUGAAAUUUUUCCUAAGUUUAAGAAUGACGAAGACGUACUUACUUUGUGCAUAAAAGUUAACCUAAAUAAGUAGCUAGAGUAUCGCUUCCUUUUCAAAAGUGUUCCAGCAAAAAAAAAAAUGUUUAUAUUAAAUAAAUCACGUUGUGUGCCUCUUACA